CUUUAUCUUUUUCUCUGAUUCAACACCUCUCUCUCUCUCUCUCUCUCUCUCUAUAGAGUGAGCUCUCUAUCAAACCAUUUGUUCUGAUAAACAAAAAUGUCAGCUACUUCUCUCUCCAUGGCUGCUACUGCCACUUGUUCAACCUCACUUCACCUCUCCAACAAAAUCUCCUCAAACCUUUCCUUUGAAUGCCCUCUUCUACCAAUCCCCACAUCAAAACCAAAACCAAAACCCAAAUUAGCUCUCAAAAUCAAAACCCAGUUCUUCAAUUCCCCUCAUUUCUCUCUCCUCUCUCGCUCCUUCGCGGUCCGCGCUUUCGAGAACAUCGGUGUCGCUGAAGAACCCCAAAACACAGACUCAUCAGAAACAGAUUCGGAAGAAUUUCAAGAGAGUGAAGAUGACGAUGAUGAUGAGAAAUCUAAGAAACAGUCAGCUGAAGCUGGUAGACUAUACGUGGGAAACUUGCCAUACUCCAUGACUUCGUCCCAAUUGUCCGAAAUCUUCACCGAGGCCGGCAGUGUGGUUUCUGUGGAGAUUGUUUAUGAUCGAGUUACGGAUAGGAGUAGGGGAUUUGCGUUUGUGACAAUGGCAAGUGUUGAAGAAGCAAAAGAGGCCAUUCGAUUGUUUGAUGGAUCUCAAAUCGGCGGCCGAACUGUGAAGGUUAAUUUUCCUGAAGUGCCAAAGGGUGGUGAAAGGGAAGUAAUGGCACCAAGGAUACGGAGCAGCUACCAAGGUUUUAUAGACAGCCCUCACAAAAUAUAUGCAGGGAACCUCAGCUGGGGCCUCUCAUCCCAAGGGCUUAGAGAAGCUUUUGCAGAUCAGCCAGGUCUAUUAAGUGCCAAGGUCAUCUAUGACAGAGACACGGGAAGAUCUCGAGGUUUUGGGUUUAUCACCUUUUCAUCUGCCGAGGACGUGCAAUCUGCUCUCAAUACUAUGAAUGAAGCGGAGGUGGAAGGGCGACCUCUACGUUUGAAUUUGGCUGCAGAAAGAACUCCUUCGACGACUCCACCAUCACUGGAAAGCAAUCCAGAAGGCAAUCUUGACAGCAGUGAGAUGCUUACUGGCAUUAGCAGCUGAUGGAAAGAGGUGUGUAGAAGAGUAAUUCAGAUUAGCUUCUUGAGGGGUAUGUAAGAACGAGUUGCAAAUAUGUAGGAAUGGGUGUCUGCACAAACUUGCAAGUUCAGACGCUCUUAUUAUCCUGUUGCUUUAUUCUGCCCCUUGUUUGUUUUUGGGAACGGUUUAUGCAGAUCAGAGCAUCAAGAUGUUAAACCAGAUGACCUUACUAAUAGCUUUUUAUUGCAAGUCUGAGAUGAGACAAUUUUGGGUUGUUGAGAAUUGAAAGUAAUGACAAUUUGUAUACAAUUUAUUGACAAAUUGCCUUGUCCUUUGAAACUAUGGAUGUUAGAAAUGUUGGAGACGUGCAAGAUUA
Molecule: messenger RNA, 1429 nt
Organism: Cornus florida
Lineage: Eukaryota; Viridiplantae; Streptophyta; Magnoliopsida; Cornales; Cornaceae
Product: 33 kDa ribonucleoprotein, chloroplastic
Exons: 4
Coding region: 97-1077 (326 amino acids)
Cellular component (GO): cytosol
Molecular function (GO): mRNA binding
Source: RefSeq, a predicted model, not a curated record